Ricinus communis (castor bean) is the source of this 2099-nucleotide messenger RNA. Its product is annotated as protein PSK SIMULATOR 1. Gene Ontology annotation, biological process: positive regulation of growth. Lineage: Eukaryota; Viridiplantae; Streptophyta; Magnoliopsida; Malpighiales; Euphorbiaceae. The transcript has a single exon. The record is from RefSeq and is a predicted model, not a curated record. Bases 350 to 1759 code for a protein of 469 amino acids.
AAAAUCACGCACUAUAAGUGAAUGUGGGUAUUAGAAAAACCAUAAACUAGUAUUUGUGGCUGUUUGGUGUGGUUUCCAUAUUUACAAUUAGAGGCAAUGCUAUUUGUAAUGCUCGCAAACAUCCCACGAGCCUCUCAAUUCUACCUUUGCAUAUUUUCUUGAUCCUUAUCUCUCUGCAACCUUCCAUUCCUUCAAUUAUUUCUCUCUCUGGAUACCUCUCGACAUCCAUCUUCUUAUAUUCUUCUUUUAUUUUCUCUCCAAUCACUGCAUCAAAACUAGCCACUGUACUAUAGCCUGCCACUUGUUAAUUUCUUGUACAUAUAUAGUUUGAAGUUAAAGAUUCGAGGGUAUGGCUCUUGAAACUUGGCUUAUUAAAGUGAAAACUGCAAUAACUCAUGGCUUGGAUUCAGUCAAAACCUCUGCUCCGAUACCAAAAUCAUCCAAGAAAUCAAGUGUUGGAGUUUUAGCUUUUGAGAUUGCUGGUCUCAUGUCAAAGCUCUUUCACCUAUGGCAGUCUCUUUCAGACAAGAACAUAAUUCGGUUGCGAAAUGAAUCCAUUUCUAUUGAAGGAGUUCGCAAGAUGGUGUCCAACGAUGAGUCUUUCCUUCUUGGCCUUGCAUGCGCAGAAAUGGUCCAGAACUUGAGGCUUCUUGCUAAAUCUGUUUCAAGAUUGAGCAAGCGGUGCGAGGAUGGGAAUCUUCGUCGUUUUGAACGUUUAUUCGAUGAGUUUGCCAACUCAGGUCAUGAUCCUAACUUUUGGGUCUUGAGUAGCAAAGAAAUGGAAGCAAAGAACAAGAAGAUGGACAGAUAUGUAACUGUCACAGCGACGUUAUAUAAAGAAAUGGAGGAACUAUCUACCUUAGAGGGUGGAGUAAGAAAGGCCUUGCAGUGUAUUGAUCAUGAGUCAACGACAAAAGGACAGAAGAUUAUGGAUCUUCAACAGAAGAUAUUCUGGCAAAGACAAGAAGUAAAGUAUCUGAAAGAAAGAUCUCUUUGGAAUCGAAGCUUCGAUGGUGUAGUUUCAAUGCUUGUAAGGUCUAUCUUUACAAUACUAGCAAGAAUCAAGCUUGUUUUUGGCAUAGGACCUGGAUAUCCGACUUCUUUACCACGCAGUCUUUCAGCUUCUGCAACUGUCCACCCAACUGAAAACCCUAGUACUUGCAACUUUGUCUCAGGGCCAUUAAAGAGUACAAAACUUGAAGGAGAUAAAGAUUUGGUUGAUAUGUUUUUUGAGUCAAAUUCAAAGCUACUAAAGCCACCAGAAACUACACUUGGUGCUGCUGCUUUAGCUCUACACUAUGCGAAUUUGAUUAUAGUUAUGGAAAAGAUGAUCAAGUCACCACAACUUGUUGGUGUUGAUGCAAGAGAUGAUCUCUACUCCAUGCUUCCAAAUAGUAUAAGAUCUUCGCUAAGGGCUAGAUUGAAAGGAGUAGGAUUUUCUGCAAGCGAUCCACUUCUUGCCGCAGAGUGGAGGGAUGCCUUGGGGAGAAUACUUGGGUGGUUGUCACCUUUAGCACAUAAUAUGAUCAAAUGGCAAAGUGAAAGGAGCUUUGAGCAGCAAAAUUUGGUACCAAGAACCAAUGUUCUUCUAUUGCAAACACUAUUCUUUGCAAACAAGGAGAAAACUGAAGCUGCAAUCACAGAACUUUUGGUGGGUUUGAAUUACAUAUGGAGGUUUGAAAGGGAGAUGACUGCUAAGGCCUUGUUUGAAUGUGCCAACUUCAAUGGACUCUUGAAUAAUUGUCAGAGUUCCACCUAAGAAGAUGGUUCUUUUUUUCUUAAUCUUUAUUUUUUCUCUAAAUUUUUCUGGUUUUAAUUUUGUUUUCUGAAGUCUAUCAUGUUUGAUCUUAGAUUGAACUGAGUUUCAGAUCUUUGAGGGUUUGUUAAUUUUCUUUCUGACCCCGAUCUGUAUAAGGCAGAAACUAUAGGUGUAUGUACAUGAUAUGUGAUAUGAUUUUGAGUAUAGCCUUCCAUUUUCAAGCAAUGCUUGGACUUUCAAUCAUAAAAAUUGUUUUCAGCCAUGUCAAUUAACAGUCAUUCUUAUUAUCAUUAUUAUUGUUAUGUUAAGAUAAUUGAAUCGAGAUUAUGUUUGAAGCUUA